AAUGUUGCUACUUUAUACCUUCAGUAAACCAUAAAAUCAAUAUCAAUCACAGUAAGCAAUGAGUGUACCUGCAUCAAGUGGAGGUGCAGCACAAGCUACAAUCAAUCUGUCACCAGCAACAGCUAUAGGUACGACAACAACAACACCAGCAGCAGCAGCAGCAGCAGUUGCCCCACCAUCAACUGCACCAGCACAAGCACCAGCUACCACCCAAACCGACCUCAAUCAACCGCAACCAGAGAGAAAAGAAGCCAUAGUUCCAAGAGAUGUCCGUCUUCUUCAUCUUAUCUUUGCAACACAAGGUAUACAAAACUAUCAAGAUCAUGUCCCACUUCAACUAAUGGAUUUUGCCCAUAGAUAUACCAAAUCCGUACUUCGUGAUGCUUUAGUGUAUAACGAUCACGCUAAACCAAUAAAUACAAACACCAAUUUAAACCCUAAUUCAAAUACUACAGUGAAUACCGAUGAUAUAAGAUUAGCCAUUGCUGCUAGAAGUAACUAUCAAUUCAAACCUACUCCACCGAAAGAAUUAUUAUUGGAAUUGGCUCAGGAAAGAAAUUCAAGACCAUUGCCCCCAGUUAUACCUAAAUGGGGAUUGAAUUUGCCUCCUGAAAAGUAUUGUUUGACCGCUAAGGAUUGGGAAAACCUUGAUGAAGAGCCAGAUUUGGAUGAUGAAAGAAUUAAAAAGAAGGCCAAAUCUUGAAUUAUGACGAAGCCAGAGAGCAAAUCUUAUUUACAGUUUGUAAGUUUAUAUUAUAAUUAUGUAUUAUAGAAAAUUUGACGUUAUUCAAUG
Molecule: messenger RNA, 793 nt
Organism: Spathaspora passalidarum NRRL Y-27907
Lineage: Eukaryota; Fungi; Ascomycota; Pichiomycetes; Serinales; Debaryomycetaceae
Product: chromatin modification protein
Exons: 1
Coding region: 59-703 (214 amino acids)
Biological process (GO): DNA-templated transcription initiation; RNA polymerase II preinitiation complex assembly
Cellular component (GO): SAGA complex; transcription factor TFIID complex
Molecular function (GO): RNA polymerase II general transcription initiation factor activity; transcription coactivator activity; protein heterodimerization activity
Source: RefSeq, a predicted model, not a curated record